AAGCGAGAAAGUUAGAGAAAGAAAAAAAUAAUAAUAAAAAAAUAAGUGUGUACUGCAUCACUCGCAGUAAACCAAAGUUCAGCUCUUCAAAGUGGUGAACAAGAAACAACCCCAGUUGCUACUUCACACCCCAACACGAAACGUGCACUUCCAUUCAUUCUCUUUCAAUGCCAUCCCUGCCUUAGUUGAAAACAAAUAAAAAAUAAAUUUCCCAACUCUCAAAAUCUUCUUUCUGAUCUCUCUUUAUUUGGGGUUUGUUCAGACUUAGAGAGAGAGAGAAAGCCAUGGGAAGAAAUUCCCUUUUCUUUCUCGCUCUAACAACGCUUGCCAUUACUUACACCCUUCAGUUCCAAGCUCACGCAGCUCCUUCAGGACCGUUGAUAAGGCACUUGUCUUCUCUUCUCAAAUGGACCAGGUCAUACUCGUCCUCCAAAACACCCCAAUCAGAUGGAAAUGUUCUUCAGUUUGAGAGUGGCUACUUAGUUGAGACUGUUGUGGAAGGGAAUGAUAUUGGAGUUGUUCCUUACAAAAUCCGUGUUUCUGAGGAUGGAGAACUGUUUGCUGUUGAUUCUGUUAAUAGCAACGUUGUGCGAAUUACGCCGCCAUUGUCCCAAUAUAGUAGGGCAAGAUUGGUUGCUGGGUCAUUUCAAGGUUACACGGGACAUGUGGAUGGAAAACCAAGUGAUGCCCGUUUCAAUCAUCCGAAAGGUGUUACCAUGGAUGAUAAAGGGAAUGUUUAUGUUGCUGAUACCUUGAAUCUCGCCAUCAGAAAGAUCAGUGAUGCUGGUGUCACAACCAUUGCUGGAGGAAAAUCAAACGUUGCAGGAUACAGAGAUGGACCUAGUGAGGAUGCUAAAUUCUCAAAUGAUUUUGAUGUCGUGUACAUUCGGCCUACUUGUUCCUUAUUAGUUGUUGAUAGAGGGAAUGCUGCACUUAGGCAAAUUUCUCUCAGCGAAGAGGACUGUGAUUAUCAGUAUACUUCAAUUUCUCCCACAGAUGUCCUUAUGGUUCUUGGCACUGUCUUGGUAGGAUAUGCUACAUGCAUGCUUCAGCAGGGAUUUGGACCUUCUUUCUUCCCAAAGAUGCCGCCAUCAGACAACGAAGCUAAAGGAAAGCCAAGUGAGGAGAAACACACUCUCAUGGAAAGCACAAAAGAACCGGGAUGGCCGUCUUUUGGACAGCUCAUCAUUGAUCUGUCCAAGCUCGGGCUUGAAGCAUUGGGUGGCAUUUUUCUGUACUUCAUUCCAUCCCGUUUCAGACCCCAUGGUGCCCAGAAAGGUCUCACGCCAUUGAAAGAUAAUCUCAGGAUGCCUGAAGAUGAAGCCCAAAAACCCCCAUUAGUUCAGAAACAAAGUGCUCCUACUCCUGUUUCUGAAACUCGGCCGGUCCAUCCACCCAAUGCAAGUGACAAGUACUCAGACUUGAAGCCACCAAAGAUAAAAUCGAGCAGUUUUAAGGAUCCCUCUCUGUUAAGCAAGCAACGGUCUUCAAAACGACAAGAAUAUGCAGAAUUCUAUGGAUCCAGUGAGGUUCCUCCUGGUGGGAGGUCUAAGAGCCAGAAAGAAAGAAGCAGGCAUCGGCAGCGGGAAAAGAGCGGUGAGGUGGUUUUCGGAGCGGUUGGAGCGGAGCAAAAACCUGUUGAUGUCAAGGCAGUGGAUUAUGACAACCCGAAAUUUGAUCGCUACAAUAUGAGGAGCAGCAGGUAUGGGCCUGAUGAUUCCUUCCGCUUUUGAAUACACUGCGAAUCUAGCGACUGCAUUUGCCUCCGUACUGACGCACAAUUCAUUUUGCCUAGUCUUGAAUGUGUAUUCAGUGUUUUUUUCUUUUUGAGCUAGUCUGCAGUUGAGUACUGUAAGUCUGUAACUAAGGAUGUACGUGUUAGAGGUAAAAAUACUAAUAUGUUUAACUGAGGACCUUUUUUGGGCUGUAUGUAAGCAUCAGCUAAAUAGGUUUUUAAGAAGCAAUUGAUCA
Morus notabilis is the source of this 1971-nucleotide messenger RNA. RefSeq lists its product as uncharacterized. The transcript is spliced from 7 exons. The record is from RefSeq and is a predicted model, not a curated record. Gene Ontology annotation, molecular function: protein binding. Lineage: Eukaryota; Viridiplantae; Streptophyta; Magnoliopsida; Rosales; Moraceae. The coding region runs from base 285 to 1733 and encodes 482 amino acids.